Chiloscyllium plagiosum (whitespotted bambooshark) is the source of this 4248-nucleotide messenger RNA. RefSeq names its product olfactory receptor 52E2-like. Gene Ontology annotation, molecular function: G protein-coupled receptor activity; olfactory receptor activity. Lineage: Eukaryota; Metazoa; Chordata; Chondrichthyes; Orectolobiformes; Hemiscylliidae. The record is from RefSeq and is a predicted model, not a curated record. Gene Ontology annotation, cellular component: plasma membrane. Gene Ontology annotation, biological process: G protein-coupled receptor signaling pathway.
UCCUGGGAUGCUGCCUGACCCGCUGUGCUUUUUCAGUGCCACACUUUUCCAUUCAGAAAGUCAGCACAAUCAGCCAAAUGGCUUCCCAUUGUGCCAAAUCUGACUUUCUGUGAUAUUUCUGUCAUGGGUCCUCAGAAGGGUGGCAAUAGGUGGCUUGCUCAUCUCAAGAGCUGGUAUUGACAUGACAGGCUGAAUGGCCUCCUUGCUGUUCUUUGGGAACAUAAGAUACCUAUAAAGGGGUAUGGAUAGGUUGUGAGAGGGAGGAAAGUUUUGAAGUAUAGUGGGAAGUGUACAAUUGCUCAUUUUAGCGGAGAGUAUAACAAAGUAACAUAUUAUCUAAACGGUGAGAGGUCGCAGAGCUCUGAGGCACAGAGGGAUCUGGGUGUGCCAGUGCAUGACUCACAGAAGGUGGGUGUGCAGGUACAGCAAGUAAUCAGAAAUGGUGGGGUUUGUUGUGAGGUGGAAUCAAAUGCAAGAGUAGGGAUUUUGUGCUUCAAUUAUACAGGGCAUUUGUGAGACCCUGCACUGGCCCCCAUACUUACAGAAGGAUGUUAAAGUAUUGGAAACAGUUCAGGGAAAGUUUAUUAGACCCUGCAGGGGAAACCCGGCAGGUCUGACAGCAUUUAUGGAGGGUAGGUAGAGUUAAGUUUGAGGAAGGUUGAAUCCGGUGCCCUUCCUUCAGAAAUUUCUGUUCCAGAUUUCUAAAAACUGCAGUUCUUAGUUUUAUUAAGUUAACCCUAGGAUGAGUGGACUGCCUUCUGUGGAAGGGCUAGACAGGCUGAGCCUGUACCCUCUGGAGUUUAAAACAGUCAGAGGCAGCUUAAUUAAAACAUAUAAGAUCCUGAAGGGAUUUGACCGGAUGGAAAUGGAAAGGAUGCUUCCUCUUCUGGGAAAAUCGAAAACUAAGGGGAUCAGAGUUUGACAAUAAGGGUCAACCAUAUAAGACAGAGAAGAGGAAAAAGAAAUUCUCUUAAAAGGUUGAGUGUUUGAAAUUUCCUUCUUCAAAAGUUAGUGGGUGCAGAACCUUUAAUUAUUCUUUAAGGCAGAGACAGAUAGAUUCUUGAUGACCAAGGGGAUGAAAGAUUAUUAGGGGAUGGUAUAGGAAUGUAGCGCUGAGGUUAAAAUCAGACUGGCUAUGAUCUUAUUGAAUGGCGGGGCAGACUCGAAGGGUAACUCUUAUUUGUAAGGUCAAGUUUUUGAUGCAGUAAAUUAUCGUGAUCUGGAACACAGUGCCUGCAAAGGGCAGUGGAAGCAGAAUCAGUUGGAACUUUCGAAAGAACAUCGACUACAUAUUGGAAAAGGAAGUAAAACAGGGCGUUAAUGAAAAAGGAGUGUCAAGUAAUUGAUUUACUCUUUCAAAGAGCCAUCACAGGCGCAAUGGGCCAAAUGGCCUGCUUCUUUGUAGGAAGAUUUAUUGCAAAGACCAUAUCUGUUCAUUUUUCUGUAUGUUUGGUUGUGGAUUGAAAUGGGAAGAAGUCUAUUUUUAAAAAUAGGGGUAGUGGAUGCUGGCGUACGUUUCCUGUCCCUGGAGAGAGAGGAAGCAGUGCGUCAGUGGAUAACGUUAAUUUUGUGGACAUCAGAGGAAACGGAUGCAUUUAUUUAGCACUUCUCGCAAUCAGCAAACGCCUCAACGCAAUUUACAGCCAGUGACGUCUCUUUGUUUUCACUGUUGCAAUCUGGGAAAUGCAACUGCCGAUUGGUGAAGCUCGCUCCCACACCAAACCCCUAACCAAACAAACCAUAGAAUUGCGGAUGCUGGAAAUCAGAAACAGAAAAACUCAGCAGGUCUGGCAGCAUGGAUGAGACUAUUUCCAGCAAUGUCUGUUUCUCUGGAAUAUUUCAUGAGCAGGCAAAUAGGAAUGUGAUUUAAUGUUACUUCUGACAGUGUCGUACUCCCUCAGCGCUGCACUGGAGUCUUAUCCUCAACCUUUGAACUCAAGUCCUCGAGUGGCACCUGAUCCUAAACUCAGUGUUCAUCUUGAUCUCACAAAAAUAAAUUGAAGGCUUACCUUCUGGUUAUUGGAUCCCUCUGGAUGACGGUGAGGAGCCAGGACUUGGCAGAAAAUGAAUCAUAGCGCCUUGAGGCAUACUGAGUUCAUCCUGCAAGGUGUCCCUAAUGGUGAUGGGCAUGACCUCGUGAUAUUCAUCUCCUUUCUCUUGGUGUAUAUUGUCAUCAUUGUAGCCAACCUGACCAUCAUGUUCCUGGUGAAGACUGAGUCCAAUCUCCACAGUCCCAUGUAUUACCUGCUCUGCAUCCUUGCUGGCAUUGACAUCAUCCUCAGUAGUGUGACCAUCCCCAAGAUUUUAGCCAUGUAUUCAUUGCAAUCCAAGAUUAUAUCGCUGGAGGCGUGUGUCACCCAGAUGUUUUUUGUCUACUGCACAGCAUUAAGUGAAUCGACGCUUCUGGUGGCUAUGGCCUAUGACCGAUAUGUGGCCAUUUGCCAUCCAUUUAACUACCACAAGCUGAAGCUCCGCUAUGUCCUGUCUGCUGUGGCCCUGAUUAUUUUCCUCCGAGCCAUGUUGUUUGUUGCAGUGGCAGCCUUACUGACCCAAGCUACUUACUGCCGCUCCAAUUUUAUCCAGAAUUGCUACUGCAAUUAUGGCUCUCUCUCCAAGCUGGCCUGCCAAGGCGUGACAGUAAGUGAUGCCAUCACCUACCCCCUGUCCUUCCUCAUCACCUUACCGGACAGCUCCCUCAUCAUCUUCUCUUACUUCAAGAUUUUCAAAGUGGCCUUCCAUGCCGGCCAGGGAGAAGCGCGCAGCAAAGCACUCAAUACCUGCACCAGCCACUGUUGUGUCCUGAUGCUGUUCUACACCAGCGCUCUCUUCGAGUUCACCAUGUACCUGGUCCCCAGCAUCUUCUCUUCCGAACUGCACUUUGUAGUGGCUGUCACCUUUGCUAUCUUCCAACCCAUCUUCAAUCCCAUCAUCUAUGGUGUGAGGACAAAGGAAAUCAGGAAUAGCUUCCUCAAGCUGCUGGGAAGAAGGAGAGUUACAGACGGAUCAUGAAUGAGUUCAAAUAAGGGCCGAGUGGUAUUAUUGUUAGACUAUUGAUCUAGAGUCCGAGGUAAUGCUCUGUGGAUUGGGGUUCAAGUCUGGAAUUUGAAUUCAGGAAUAAAAGCACUGAGAUUAUGGGGGAAAACCAUACGGAUAACUAAUAACUUUUAGUGAAGGUUAUGUAUUGCCCUCAUUUGGUCUGGCUUACAUGUGACUCCAGACCCAUAACAGCAUGAAUGAUGUUUCUACUGCUUUUGGGGCAAUUAGCAAUGAGCAAUAAAUGCUGGCCUGGCCAGUGAUACCUACAUCCUAUAAAUGAAUAAAGAAAACACUGCUCUUAAAUGGCCUGUCUGCAGUGACGUUGGGCACUGAACGAGAGUGACCUUCAGAUUCAGCAAUGUUGGAGGGAUGGGGGUGUCAACCUGUCUGAUUUUCUUCAGUCCCCAGUUUGAAAUAAGGAACAUAAGAUUUAGAAACAAUUGUAGGCCAUUUGGCCCAUCAAGCGUGCUGCACUAUUCAAUAAGGUCCUAGCUUAUCUGUGUGAGGUCUCAUUUCCACUUUUUGGACUAUCCUCCCUCCCAAAAAUAACAUUCAAAUCUAAAAUGUAUCAAUAUCAGCCUUGAAUUAACUUAAAGACCCAGACCACAGUAACUCCACAUAUGAGUGACCCUCUGAGAGAACAUGAAAUCUCCUCAUCUUUUUCUUAAAUGGGAGACCCCUUACUCAUAAACUAUGUCCCCUAGUUUUCAUCUCCUUCACGUUUCACAACCAGUAUGACUCUUUUUCAGAAUUGUUCCAAACUUGAUUUAUUCACUCUGUUUGUCUCUCCACAGAUGUGGCCAGACCUGCUGAGUUUCUCCAGUAUUCCCUGCAUUUGUUCAUCUCAAGUUCAGUUUUGUUUGGACCAAGUCUGAAAUGAGUUCAGGAACAGUGCAUCCUGUGGUCAGAAAACCUGCCUGUCAGACUAAUUAUUACACCUGAAAGGAAUGAAUGCAACUAGAAUACAAACGCAAUCAUGUAAAUAUAUGAAAAGGACAGAGGUGAAAGUGGGAGAACAAUGUGCCAAAACCCUAGACUUAUCUCUUCACUGGUGCCUACGUGUGAGUGGUCUUCAGGAACUGUGCUUGAAAACAAGAGGUUCAAACUUCACAGCACCAGAACACAGAGAUAAGACCCCAUGGUAUUAGGGGCAAGGUACUGGCAUGGUUAAAGGAUUGGCUGACUGGCAGAAGACAUAGUGUGGGGAUAAAA